Messenger RNA from Musca domestica (house fly), 1770 nucleotides. It is a transcript of the gene Alp6, whose product is annotated as membrane-bound alkaline phosphatase. The record is from RefSeq and is a predicted model, not a curated record. The transcript has 3 exons. Gene Ontology annotation, molecular function: alkaline phosphatase activity. Bases 148 to 1698 code for a protein of 516 amino acids. Gene Ontology annotation, biological process: dephosphorylation. NCBI's taxonomy places the organism in Eukaryota, Metazoa, Arthropoda, Insecta, Diptera, Muscidae.
AGACGUCGUGUUAACUAAAUUCGUUUAGUGCCAUUUCGUUGGCGGUCUAAAGUAGCCAAAAAACAGAAAACGUUCGCUAAAAAUAUCGGAGUGAAAACGGUAGAAGGAAUUUGUACAGUCUUUACGGGAAAAUUCCAAAAGGGAAUAAUGGUGUCACGCUAUUUGUGUUGUCUGUCAUUGACACUUCUGGUAUCAGCGGUGGUGGCCCACGAUCAUGACCACGCCAGAUCCCGUUCAGCUGUCCGCCAUGGUGUGAAACACGAAGAGGAACGUCAAACCGAAUACUGGGUAACUAAGGCUCAAAAUAUUUUGGCUCAAAAAUUGGCUCAACAUGAAACGCUCAACACGAAUAAGGCCAAGAACAUUAUCAUGUUCCUGGGUGAUGGUAUGUCGGUGCACACGGUUACGGCAACGCGCAAUUUUAUGGGUGACAGUAGGGAACAGGUGUACUUUGAGACAUUCCCCUAUUUUGGUUUGUCCAAGACCUAUUGUGUCGAUCGUCAGGUAGCCGAUUCGGCUUGCACUGCCACCGCCUAUUUGGGUGGUGUCAAGGGCAACUACGGUACCAUUGGCGUUAAUGCCAAUGUGCCACGUUACGAUUGCUUGGCCGGACAAAAUCCCGCCCAUUGGGUGGACAGCAUUGCCAAAUGGGCUCAGGAUGCUGGCAAGGAUACCGGUUUUGUGACCACCUCACGUGUAACUCAUGCCUCUCCCGCCGGUCUGUAUGCCCACAUUGCCCAGAGAGGUUGGGAAAAUGAUGCCGAAAUUGAGAGUUCCGGCUGCAGUUCCGUUGAUAAUACCGACAUUGCCCGCCAAUUGGUGGAAUGGGAUGUGGGCAGCAAAUUCAAGGUUAUCAUGGGUGGUGGUCGCCGUAACUUCAUCAAUGAAACCGUUAACGAUGAAGAAGGCUUUGCCGGUCAACGUCUUGAUGGACGCAAUCUAAUCAAACAAUGGCUGGAGGACAAGAAACGCUUGAAUGCCAAUGCUUCGUAUGUUUGGUCACGCAAAGGUCUCAGCUUGGUGGAUUUGGAAAAGACGGAAUAUCUAUUGGGUCUCUUCAGUUCAUCGCACUGUCCCUAUCAUGGCGAUUUGGAACGUAGUCGCCUAAAAUUGGCCAACCCCUCGCUGAGUGAAAUGACCGAGGCAGCCCUGAAGGUUUUGAAAAAGAACGAUAAUGGUUUCUUUUUGUUUGUGGAGGGUGCUCGCAUUGAUAUGGCCCAUCACGAUACCCGGGCACGUAAAUCCCUCGAAGAUACCGAAGAAAUGGCCAAGGCUGUGGGUAUUGCCAGAGAAAUGUUUUCGGAAGAGGACACCCUGAUUGUGGUUACAUCGGAUCACUCGCACACCAUGACCAUUAAUGGUUAUCCGUACCGUGACCAAGACAUUACCGGCCUGGCUGCUGAUUUGGCCGAUGAUAAUUUGCCAUACACCAUUUUGUCCUAUGCCAAUGGUCCUGGUUUCUAUUCCACCUAUGGCGAUGGCGGCCGCAAACCGAUCACCGAAAAGGAUACAGCCAAUGCCAAAUAUGAAUACUUGGCCACAGUUCCCUUGGAUUCCGAGACUCAUGGUGGCGAUGAUGUCGGUGUCUUUGCCUCAGGUCCAUAUGCCCACUAUUUCAGCGGUAACUAUGAGCAGACCAAUAUUCCCGCCAUGAUGGCAAAGGCUGCCAAUAUUGGUCCAUUCGCUUCGGUGAAUUGAAAAGUUGGCAAAGCACAAACAUGAAAUAAUUUCCGUUAAUAGUAUUAUUAAAUAAAUUAAAAAAAAAAAUAA